AUUCAUUGAAAAGAAUCGGUUUAGAUUAACUCGAUUCACUCGCGCGUGCAAUGUAUUCCCUCAGCAUGGUUGUGGUUCGAGCCGGUUUCUGCAGAGUUUUCCGCUGCAGCUCCAGAGUCAGGAUGACCCUUCUGAACGAAUUGGAAGUUUCAUCCAGGAACUGUUCAAACUCUGCUGACAACAGGAACGAUCUGAGAUGGGAUCUGAGCCCAGAGCAGAUCAAACACAGGACGGAGAGGCUGAUCCAGCGGAUAAAGCAAGCCUACGACUCGGUUGGUUCGGUGGAGAUUGGUAAAGUGUGUGCUGACAACACUCUGCAAAUCCUGGCAGAUGCUAAACUGGAUUACGCUGCUUCCCGCCAUGUGCUGGACUUCCCGCAGUACGUGUCCCCGUGCAAAGAGGUGCGAUCUGCAAGCACUGAGGCUGACAAGCGCCUGUCGGAGUUUGAUGUGGAGAUGAGCAUGAGAGCAGACGUGUUCCAGAGGCUUGUAGCCCUGCAGGAAAGACAACCCAACAGUUUAUCUCCAGAGUCUAAAAGAUUAAUGGAGAGAUGGAUCAAACUCGGGAGACGGAAUGGGCUGCACCUGUCUGCACAAGUACAAGAAGAGAUCAAAAAUCUCUCUAAGCAAAUAAGUGAACUUUCCAUUGAUUUUAAUCAAAACAUUAAUGAAGAGAAUACUGUUCUGAUCUUCUCUCCAGAGGAGUUGGGUGGUCUUGCGGAGAGCUAUAUGAACGGUCUGGAGAAGACAGAGGAUGGGUGCUACAAGGUUAGCCUGGCUUACCCUCACUAUUUCCCUCUGAUGAAGAGAUGUCAUGUUCCAGACACCAGAAGAAAGAUGGAGAAGGCUUUUCACAGCAGGUGUAAAGAGGUGAACACGGAAAUACUUGAACAGCUGAUUGAGCUGCGGGCGAAGGUGGCUAUACUUCUUGGUUUCACCAACCAUGCUAACUACGUGCUGGAGAUGAACAUGGCCAAGAACACCAAGAAUGUGGCUUGUUUCCUUGAUGAGCUCCUUGAGAAGCUGAAGCCGGUGGGCGUGAAGGAGAGGCAGUACCUGCUGUCACUCAAACAGGCAGAGUGUCACAGGCGAGGGCUGGAGUUCGAUGGUCAGCUGAACGCGUGGGAUUUGCCGUAUUUCAUGAACCAGGUGGAGCAGGUGAAGUUCUCGGUGAAUAAGGACAAGCUGCUGGAGUACUUCCCUCUGGAGGUGGUGACGCAGGGCCUGCUGGGAAUCUACCAGGACCUGCUGGGGCUCAGGUUCAAGCAGGUCCAGAAUCCACAUGUGUGGCACGAGAGCGUGAAGCUCUACACCGUCCACGACUCCACAACCGGGGAGGAAAUCGGACAGUUUUAUCUGGACUUACAUCCCAGGGAGGGGAAAUAUGGCCAUGCUGCAUGCUUCGGACUCCAGCCAGGCUGUCUCGGGCCUGAUGGGACACGUAGGAUCCCAGUGGCGGCCAUGGUGGCCAACUUCACCAAACCGACACGUAACUGGCCCUCUCUACUCCAGCACCAUGAAGUGGAGACCUUCUUCCAUGAGUUCGGCCACGUUAUGCAUGAGCUGUGCUCCAAGACUCGCUACGCAGAGUUCAGCGGCACGCUGGUGGAGACGGAUUUCGUGGAGGUGCCGUCUCAGAUGCUGGAGAACUGGGUGUGGGAGAAAGAGCCGCUGAGGAGGAUGUCCCAACACUACAAGGACGGCAGCCCCAUCCCCGACGACCUGCUGAAUAAACUCAUCACCUCCAGAGUGGCCAACACUGGUCUGAUGAACCUCAGGCAGAUCGUUCUGGGUAAAGUGGAUCAAGUGCUCCACACUAAGGCCUCUGCAGACACUGCAGCUGAGUUCGCCAAACACUGCAAGGAAAUCUUGGGCAUUCCAGCCACAGCAGGGACGAACAUGACGGCGAGUUUCAGUCAUCUGGCCGGGGGAUAUGAUGGACAGUACUACAGCUACCUGUGGAGUGAAGUCUACUCUAUGGACAUUUUCUUCAGCCGCUUCAAAAAGGAGGGAAUCAUGAACCCAAAGGUGGGGAAAGAGUACAGGAGAGUGAUUCUGGAGGCUGGAGGCUCAGUGGACGGGAUGGAGAUGCUGAGAGUGUUUUUGGGUCGAGAGCCGUGUCAGGAUGCUUUCUUCCAAUGUAAAGGACUGGCCCAGAUCCAAAACGGACGGAACUGUUGAAUUAACUGCUCAUUACAGUAUUAAUGGGAAAAUAGCUGUUUUUUCAUCUUUCUAAAUGUACCACAAUCUGUUAUUUAUAUGUACGCAUAUUUAUAUGUUUUAGAGACUGCAGAAUUUGUUGUUCUUACAACUUCAGAGAGUUUGUAUAUUAAACAUCUGUAGAGAUUGUUCAAUUUGUGUUCAAAUAAUCUUUUGUAUCAUUAAUAAAUUACUUGAUCAUGUAA
Messenger RNA from Astyanax mexicanus (Mexican tetra), 2404 nucleotides. It is a transcript of the gene nln, whose product is annotated as neurolysin (metallopeptidase M3 family). Lineage: Eukaryota; Metazoa; Chordata; Actinopteri; Characiformes; Acestrorhamphidae. The record is from RefSeq and is a predicted model, not a curated record. Gene Ontology annotation, molecular function: metalloendopeptidase activity. Gene Ontology annotation, cellular component: mitochondrial intermembrane space. The transcript is spliced from 13 exons. Gene Ontology annotation, biological process: proteolysis; peptide metabolic process. Bases 51 to 2180 code for a protein of 709 amino acids.